Haliotis rubra (blacklip abalone) is the source of this 605-nucleotide messenger RNA. RefSeq names its product protein FMC1 homolog. Gene Ontology annotation, cellular component: mitochondrion. The transcript has 3 exons. The record is from RefSeq and is a predicted model, not a curated record. NCBI's taxonomy places the organism in Eukaryota, Metazoa, Mollusca, Gastropoda, Lepetellida, Haliotidae. The coding region runs from base 56 to 379 and encodes 107 amino acids.
AUUUCGUUUCAUCCACUAUUCCUAACAAAAUCAGCGGAAGUCGGGCACUAGCAGCAUGUCGUCUGUAAACAUUAAUCUGUACAGGCAGCUUUUACGUGAAUUGCACAGGAUUUAUGCGAAAGAUGCCCCAGUUCUUUCCUACAUGAAGGAUCAGUUUCGCAGACAUCAGGUGACGAGUGAGAAGAUAUGUCGUGGUCAGAAUGAGAUGCAGCAUAUGGGGGCCACCUAUCUCUCCUUGUUGCACAACAGGCGUAAACACGAGGAACUCAGCGCACAGUACAAAGGUCACGGUGAGCGCGACCUAGAGUCAAGUGCUCAUUUGGUUGGACUCCGCCUGCCAAAACAAUUUCAACCAAGUGGUGAAGAACCGAUGAAAUGAUGGCAGCGGCAAAAUUUGUGAUAAUGUUUUGAUGUGUUCAGUGCAGAGAUUGUAUGGGUUAGAAAUCAUGCCAGAAUUCACCAUUUAGUCUAGAAAUAUGACUGAGACAAUUUUGUAUGUUACUAUUUGGAGUUUUCCAACUCUUCGAAGAUUAUGCAAGACGAGAAAUGGAUUGUAAAUGCUGCUAGAUCCUGUAUAUAGCCUUAAUACAUUGUUUUUAUUUAAA